AUUAAAAAGGAAUUAAGGUCACAGGAUAAGAUUCAAUUACAAGAGGUUGAUUUUAGAUCAACCUAUUAUUCUUAAAAAAAAAAGACUGUAAAAAAAAACUUUUAGAGAUUAACACAAAUAAAAGUCUGGAGAUCACCAUAUCAACCGAAGAUGCUAGUUACAAGACAAUUGGUGCGAUUGAAUCAUGUGAAACAGGUAGGUGCGACAUCUUCGCGGAUGUUCCUGGUGCUGAGAUCACUGGCAGUAACAAUCUCUGAAGAGGUCAAACAAGCACUUGAAGAUAAGCAAAAACCCGUGGUAUCCCUUGAAUCAACCAUCAUAACUCAUGGAUUACCAUAUCCGGAAAACCUUUCGAUGGCUAGACGUGUAGAGUCUGUUAUCAGAGAGAAUGGAGCAAUUCCUGCCACUUGUGCGUUCAUCAAGGGACAACCAUUGGUCGGGUUGGAUGAAUCACAAUUGGAACAUUUGGCCCAUACCACGUCUCCAAAGCCAAAUAAGGUAUCUCGUAGAGAUAUUGGAUACACCAUGAGUACCAAGCAAAACGGUGGAACCACCAUUGCUCUGACCAUGAUCCUUUCUGAAAUGGCAGGGAUCAAAGUCUUCGCCACUGGUGGACUUGGUGGUGUCCAUCGGGAUGGUCAAAACACUUUGGAUGUAUCGGCUGAUUUAACAGAAUUGGGUCGUACCCCGGUAUCGGUGGUGUGUGCUGGCCCUAAAUCCAUAUUAGACAUUGGACUCACAUUGGAGUAUCUUGAAACUCAAGGGGUUUUCGUGGGGACCUACAACGAUGAUGGACGUGAGAACAUUCAAGUUCCUGGGUUCUAUACGAGAGAUUCUGGAUUCCAAUCUCCAUAUUCAUUUUCUUCAUUUGAACAAGCUGCAUCCAUCAUUCAUAACCAAAAUAAUAUCAUGGGGUUGAAAUCUGGUCAAAUUUUCUGUAUCCCACCAUCAAGAGAAACUGCAUUGCCCUCUGAAUUGAUGCAGAGAGUCAUCGCUGCUGCCAAUGAAGAGGCCAUUAAACUUGGAAUCCAGGGGAAGGAACUCACUCCGUUCUUGUUGAGCAAGAUUGCCCAGGAGACAAAGGGACAAUCAGUUCACAGUAAUAUUGAAUUGGUUCUUAAUAAUGCUCGUAGUGCUUCUCAAAUAGCUAAGGAGCUUCUCUCAUUGGAAACAAAUAGAGCUAGCUCUCAAUUCCAACCAAGUACCAACAUCAAGAAGAGGAAAAUGGAUGAAGGGGUAAAGAAAGUGGAUGAGAAAAAACAGGACACUACGUCUGUACUGGAUAUUCCAACUCCACUGGUUGUAAACACAAUUGUAGUUGGAUCCCUUGCACUUGAUUCAAUUUGUAAAAUAUCAUCAAAUGUGAUUAUGAAUGAUUCUAAUCCAGGUACAAUUCUGUCUUCUGUUGGCGGGGUGGGAUUCAAUGUUGCCAAAGCUUGUUCAUUGGCAUUGAAGUCUCCAUCUUGUUCCAACGGUACUAGUCGUUUGGUAUCGAUAGUUUCCAACGACAUGGCUGGCCAUACCAUCAUUGGUCAACUCAAAAAGCUAGGGAUUGAUACCUCAGGAAUCUUAGUGGACACCACUUCUGGAUGUUCGACCGCACAAUAUACUUCAACUCAUGCAAACAAUGGAGACUUAAUCAUUGCUUGUGCCGAUAUGAAGAUUGCAGAAUAUGAUGGGUUAGCUCAACAUGUACUUUCAGAAAUUAAACGAGGUUCACCAAGACAAAUCGUGGUGGAUUGCAAUGUAUCAUCCAGUACACUCUCCACGAUUUUCGAUUACGUUCGUGAAAGUAACCUUGAAUGUAACGUCAUUGUAGAGCCCACAUCUUCACCCAAGAGUAAAAGAAUCUCCUUGUGUCAUUCAAGGAAUUUAAGGCCAUUCCCCAACAAUUCAGUUCUGUUAAUCACCCCUACUGUUGGUGAAUUGGAUGCCAUCCACUCGGCGCUUGCCGAACGGGAACUCUUCGAUGAUUACGACCAUUGGUUCCCACUCUUGGACUCACUUGGAAUUGAUUCUACAUUUAGAGAAAAACUCUCCAUUUCCAAACAUCCUGUGUUGAAGAAUGGCUUGGAAUUGGGGUACUUACAACAGGCGUUUCUGGUUUUACCCUACAUCCCCAAUAUUCUUCUUAAAUUGGGCGAACAAGGGGUGUUAUCCAUGAGUAUAUCCACGAAUGUGGAGGAUUACAAGUCAAUCCCCACCACUUCUGUUUACAGUCCGGAAUUCACCAUCGUUACAUCCACGGGGAGGUCUUACACUGCUGAUAAUGGGUCUCAACAAAAGAUGGGGUUGGUCAUCCAAUAUUUCCCCAUCCCACCAGAAAAUGGAAAUAUAACCAUUGAAAACGUUACCGGAGCCGGUGAUUCCUUCUUGGGAUACUUAAUGGCCAGAAUGCUGACAGCAAACACCCACCUCGUAGAGGGAACUUGGUUGACCUCAGAAGUGGGCAGUGUAGAACGGGAAUGGUUCAAAUGGGAAUCCAUACACAAGGCCCAACUUGCAAGUGGGAAAUCACUCCAAUCAUUGGCUGCAAUUAGUGAAGAUAUUGCAACCAUUGAAUAA
Molecule: messenger RNA, 2565 nt
Organism: [Candida] anglica
Lineage: Eukaryota; Fungi; Ascomycota; Pichiomycetes; Serinales; Debaryomycetaceae
Source: the annotation of a GenBank genome assembly